This is a messenger RNA of Oryza sativa Japonica Group (Japanese rice), 1473 nucleotides long. RefSeq names its product putative glucan endo-1,3-beta-glucosidase GVI. The record is from RefSeq and is a predicted model, not a curated record. Gene Ontology annotation, biological process: carbohydrate metabolic process. NCBI's taxonomy places the organism in Eukaryota, Viridiplantae, Streptophyta, Magnoliopsida, Poales, Poaceae. Gene Ontology annotation, cellular component: plasma membrane. Gene Ontology annotation, molecular function: hydrolase activity, hydrolyzing O-glycosyl compounds.
ACCACCUGCCGUUACUGAACGUGCAAACACCAUGUCCAUCGAUCUCCCCAUCAACCGUAUCAAGGGUUUGACGUAACCACGUAAAAACGCAUCCCCAGGGGGGUCGUGGGGCCCUCGGUAGUUGCUGCACGCUGCAAAGCCUCCCCCUGUAUAUAUAGACCGCCGCCGCACAGGAGGAGGAAGGAGAGGAGUCGGAAAGGAGAUACAGUUCUCAGAUAGUUUCUGCUACCUUUGCUGCCGCGCGCUGCAGAAGAUCGGCGAGAUGGAUGCUGUGUUGGUUACCGCCGCCAUCUUCGGGUUGCUGCUCUGCGGCUGCUCGGUUUCAGGAGUGGAAGGUAUCGGUGUGAACUAUGGCAUGAUCGGCAACAACCUCCCGUCGCCGGACAAGGUCAUCGCCCUGUACAGAGCCAGCAACAUCACCGACAUCCGCCUCUUCCACCCGGACACCACCGUGCUCGCCGCGCUCCGCGGCUCGGGCCUCGGCGUCGUGCUCGGCACGCUCAACGAGGACCUGGCACGCCUCGCCACCGACGCCUCGUUCGCGGCGUCGUGGGUCCAGUCGUACGUGCAGCCCUUCGCCGGCGCCGUCCGCUUCCGCUACAUCAACGCCGGCAACGAGGUCAUCCCUGGGGACGAGGCGGCGAGCGUCCUCCCGGCCAUGAGGAACCUCCAGUCGGCGCUGCGCGCCGCGGGGCUCGGCGUGCCGGUCACGACGGUCGUCGCGACGUCGGUGCUGGGCUCCUCGUACCCGCCGUCGCAGGGCGCGUUCUCCGAGGCCGCGCUGCCGACGGUGGCGCCGAUCGUCUCCUUCCUGGCGUCGAGCGGGACGCCCCUGCUGGUGAACGUGUACCCGUACUUCGCCUACUCCGCCGACCCGUCGUCGGUGCGGCUCGACUACGCGCUGCUGUCGCCGUCGACGUCGGCGGCCGUGACGGACGGCGGUGUCACGUACACCAACAUGUUCGACGCCAUCCUGGACGCGGUGUACGCGGCGCUGGAGAAGGCGGGCGGGCAGGGCCUGGAGGUGGUGGUGUCGGAGACCGGGUGGCCGUCGGGCGGCGGCGGGGCCGGCGCCAGCGUGGAGAACGCGGCGGCGUACAGCAACAACCUGGUGCGCCACGUCGGGCGCGGCACGCCGCGGCGGCCCGGGAAGGCCGUGGAGACGUACAUCUUCGCCAUGUUCAACGAGAACCAGAAGCCCGAGGGCGUGGAGCAGAACUUCGGCCUGUUCCACCCGGACAUGAGCGCGGUCUACCACGUCGACUUCUCGGCGUGAUCAUCUUAAUCAGGCAGCGACGGCGGGGGCGACGCUCCAUGGAUUUGGACUCAUCGUGUGCAUGAGUUACUUAAGUACCAAUUUUAGGAAGUUAGUAGUAUGAUUACAAUAUUGGACAAAGAUAUUUGACAUCGAUAUGUAUAUGAUUCCGCUGCAUUUCUGAUUAAUUACCAGCAUUCACCUGUUUCUCUGAUUCA